AUGACAGUUGCAGCCGCAUGCCUCGACUUUACCGCCAUCGUCAAUUACUGGCGAGAAGAGAUCGGUAGAAUGAGCGAGGAGGUGUCAUUGAGGAAUCAGGGGAGAAGAACCAGAUCGUCGUCCUGCCCGAGAUCAGCUGACAACUGCCUCGUUUCCAAGAUCGUCAGCCAUGAAGAAUAUGUUCCGAGAUUCACGGGGAACAUGAAGAGGACCCUUCUUUUGGUAUUUAUCCACGGUUUCAAGGGCGGAGACGAUACGUUUGGGAGCUUUCCUGCCCAUCUUCGCGCUUUAGUUAGUCAUGCGCUGCCGAAUAUAGAAGUCACUGCGGUGGUUUACCCCAAGUUUGAGACGAAGGGGGAUUUGAACGGAUGUGUGGUCAGAUUUCGAGAAUGGCUCCAAAAUACGGUUAUCGACGUGGAAGUCGCAAAUGGAACACCUUCUCCCACCGUUGACCCGUCUGUACAUGUCUUUUUAAUUGGCCAUUCGAUGGGUGGAAUUGUUGCCGCGGAGACCCUCCUUCUUCUGGCGUCGGAACAGCUCUUGCCCACCCCGUCAAGUAUUUCAUCGUCAAAGACGUCAGAGGCAGAGGGCAAUCCGGUAGAAGCUAACACAUUCAUGUUUCCUCACAUCCAAGGACUACUUGCAUUUGACACUCCAUUCCUCGGUAUCGCUCCCGGAGUUGUCUCAUACACGGCUGAAAAUCAUUAUAAAACGGCCACUGCUGCAUACGGGGCGAUUUCGGAGGUAGCUGGUGUAUUUGGCUGGGGAGGUGCCAAAACAAGCGAAAAUAAGACUGGAAACACUCCUUCAACAGACGGAAAUACAAAAUCUGCUGCGUCCGCCCUUACUCCUGCUACGAGUACUUCAAACACAUCUUCCUCCACAGAUGAUGCAGCCGCCACUCCAUCUUGGCAGCGCUGGGGGCGGUAUGCCAUGUAUGCGGGAGCUGCAGGCGCCGUUGCAGCCGGCGGAGCAGCAGCAUUAUACUCCCAGCGCGACAAAUUUCUAGAAGGCUGGAGCUGGGCUACCUCACAUUUAGAGUUUGUAGGCUGUCUCGCGCGGCCUGAAGAACUACGACGACGCGUAUCAGCGACCGCAAAGCUGCAGCAGGAGCGAGGUAUUGGUUGCGCGGAUUUUUACACAUGUUUAGGGAAGGGAGCAGUCGCUGCGCCAGCUAAUAGCAGUACCAGCACAUCGUCCCCGGCCUCGUCUCUUAGUCGGUAUAUAUUACGCUCAAAGAUGCGAACAUUCUGCAACCUCCCGGCAGAUGUUGAUGAAGGUGAAAACAAAGAUGAUGUCAAGGCGAAAUACAGCGAUAUGUCGGGGAUCAAAUGGAUCAAAGCUACAAAUGAUAAAGCAACUGAUGAAACAAAAGCACACAUGAGCAUGUUUUCCCCCUUGGAAAAUCCGUCUUUCUAUGAUCUGGCGCAGCAGGCUUGCGAACUGUUGAUUGAAUGGGUUGAUAGAGGGUGGUACUUGUAUGCUACUCCUGCUUGUAGUGGUGAUGGUAGCAGCAGUAAUCCAAACGACAACGGUCGAGAUUCGAGCCGUGACUACGAUAGAGAGAAAGAGUUCGUGGAAAGCGAAGAUGAUGUUGUUCUUGUUGAUUAGAACGAGUUUGUGACGGGUAUUAAUACCUUACUCACAAUGUCGGUAGUAAAUUUGUUUAGAGAGGGCGUUAUGGUGUACUUUUGUAAGAGGAGCAGGGAAUAAACUAUUGAAUGCUGCACGAAGAGGCAAGAUGGAUGACGAAGACGGAGCUAUCAGUACGUUUCUAU
Molecule: messenger RNA, 1778 nt
Organism: Histoplasma capsulatum G186AR
Lineage: Eukaryota; Fungi; Ascomycota; Eurotiomycetes; Onygenales; Ajellomycetaceae
Exons: 5
Coding region: 1-1611 (536 amino acids)
Source: RefSeq, a predicted model, not a curated record